This is a messenger RNA of Brassica napus (rape), 1540 nucleotides long. RefSeq names its product ribosome biogenesis protein WDR12 homolog. Lineage: Eukaryota; Viridiplantae; Streptophyta; Magnoliopsida; Brassicales; Brassicaceae. The transcript is spliced from 3 exons. Bases 335 to 646 code for a protein of 103 amino acids. The record is from RefSeq and is a predicted model, not a curated record.
CAGCACGGCGGCAAUAGUGUGUAUGUGUGGUUUACAUAAUGAUGUCUCCUACUUUAUCUUUUGUGUCUCCGUAAGAGCAUCAUUAAUGCGGUCGCUUAACCCCGUUUCUUAAUGUUAUUAGCAAAAAAAAAUUAGGUUAAAUGCAAAUAAAUGUUUCUUAAUUAGGGGCUAGAAGAGACGGUCUUCUGAGACAUGUGUUGCCCAAAGGGCGUUCAUCUCUCUCUCUCUCUCUCUCUCUCUCUCUCUCAGGAAUCACUCUGUGUCUCUCUCCCUAAUUGAUCUCUGCGUCUCCUUCUUGCUCUGUAAUCGGCUAUCAGAGAAUUUAGAGGCGUAAAUGAAUGGCGAAGGAGAGGAUGCAUCCAAAGUAAUUCACGUGAAGUUCAUAAAGAAGCUUGACGCUCCGUUCAAAGUUCUGGUCACCUCCUUCGUUAUCCCUUCCAGUGUCACUCGUCUCGGUCUCUCUUCCAUUGUCAACUCUCUUCUCACUCUCGAAAAGCCUGAGCUAUUUGACUUCCUGAUCGAUGGGGAGCUUAUUCGAAUGUCGCUUGAACAGUUUCUUGACGCGAAGGGAAUCUCAGGGGAAAUGACUCUUGAAAUCGAAUACAUAAGGGUUGUGGCAUCAAAGGUGAAGAUUCCGGUUCACUGAAGUCAUCUCUUUAUGUAUAAAGGUUGAUACAGCUGAAUCUGGUGACACUACUACAAGACUUGAUGCUUACAAGAUAUUACGUGGACACAAGGCGUCAGUGGAAAGUGUUACAGCUCAGAAAUAUGGAAGCAAUGUUUGAUGUUUUCCCUUGCGCUUGGCUUGUGUGUUGCAAGUGAAACUACAUUGUCUUCCAUCGCACCCACCUACUGUAUAAUGUAAUUCAGGUUUGCUCGGAUGGGAUUGCACGAUCAAUGUGUGGGAUACCAAUGAGUCUACUUCAGAGUUGUCAGUACCAGGGAAGAAAAGAAAAGGAAAUAAUCAGGCUGAGGAACCUCAGUUAGAGGUACAAUCAAUAAAGUCUGGAUGAUAUGCAAACUCUCUUGUCUCUUCAGAUCAAGAGGAAGAGACAAAUGUACUCUCUAACAGUUGUAUUUUCUCAGUUGAAGUAUGUAAUUGCAAUUUUGAUAUGGACUUUGUUACAGGGAGAGGCGGAGACUACACUUGUUGGACACACACAAUGUGUCUCAUUAGUUGUUUGGCCAGAGCAUGAUGUAGAUUCUUGUUGAUGGGACCAUUCCGUAAGGACAUGGGAUGUUGAGACAGGGAAAGAUUCAUUGAACUUGGUAUGCCUUCUCACAAUCCUUUGCUUUCUAAUGAAUUCAGGCGCACACACCAGAACCCCCUUAUGCUAAAUUUGCUUGUGCGUAAACGUGAUAAAGACAACAAGCUCAGAUGCUUCUUUCAAAUUAUUUCCGUUUAUUUUACUAAUUUUUGUUUAUAUGUUUUAAUUUUAAAAUAUAUGUUUAAAAUGUAAUUUUUUACUAUGUUUUAUUUAAUAAAUAAAUUUUACUAAACAAUGUUUAAUAUUUUUUUCUUAUAAGAGCCCUUAAUUAA